Trichoderma atroviride IMI 206040 is the source of this 749-nucleotide messenger RNA. The record is from RefSeq and is a predicted model, not a curated record. Lineage: Eukaryota; Fungi; Ascomycota; Sordariomycetes; Hypocreales; Hypocreaceae.
GUUACUGAAUGGCAUGCCUCCGUAGCAUUCAUGUUGCAAAUAGAUGGCGCCAGUACGGCACUGCACGCAAGGCAUACAUGAUGUGUACAUGCACCCCAACGCAAAUGCGUGACAGCGUUCAUCAUGCGCUGCGGCCCAGCGCCGUCUGCUAGAAACUUCUACAGCGCCGGGGUCCUGGCCACUAACAGCCCUGAAGCUGGAUCCACUGCAGAGCUCGAGUGCCUGCAAUCUCCAAAAAAAGAACAAGAAUGGAGGGGCAAAAUUGCCGAUGGAGGGGCAGCCAGAGAAACUGAUGUCAGCUCGAAUCGAAUGUUGCGAAUGAUCAAGUUGGGCUGAGAGGCUCGGCAUCAGCCCAAGCACGGCCGCCUGGAUGAAUUGAUGGCUUGAAUAUUCCAAUUCCAUUCCUGCUCUGUAGUACAAGAUUGACAUCCGUCACUAAAGAUAGCCUGUGGCUGUCACUGUAUCAUCUGCCUAGGCAUCCAGCAUCAGGUCUUGAUUAGGUCAUUCACAGCUAUCAGCAGCUGCGUAACAGCUCUCGACUGCUUCUCCUCGUUCCACCUGAUUCUCUUCCUCUUCCUCAUUUCUUUUUUCCUUCAAUCUUUCUUCCCUCGGUUUAGUCUCCCUCUCUUUGUCUUUGUCCUCCCUUCUCCAGCUCAGAUACAGAGAGUCAAAGCUUUGGCUCUCCAUCGCUAGCUUGACCCCGCAUCACUGUAUCUAGAGAACCGGAAGGAAUCUUCGCAGCCUUCUUU